AUGGGGACGGAUGGCGGGCAUUGUUCAUUUGUGCUUUUGGCCGAGUUUGACAUUCUUGCUGGGGCGCAACUCAAAUACCAGUUCCCUCAGCCGCUUGGAGUCGAUGAAAGUGUUCUUGCUAUGUCUAUGCUCCCGGAUGGAGCAGAGACCCAGCUUGACGACUGGACCGUCUUCUUCCUCAACCAAACCCCAUUCAACACCAUUUCCCCUGUUCUUGCACUCGAUACGCCGGAGGUGAAGACGGCUGCGCUGGCUGGAGAGCUGCAGAACGGGGAAGGUGACAAACCCGAUCUAUUAUGUGUGCUUAACCUGGUCCGUACGAAACAUGACUCGACAUUGGAAAGAGGUGCUAAAGUCCUGGCGUUGGCGAUAUGCACUCGACAUCCAUUCAUCCAAAUAUUCAAGCCUGUUUUGCUGAUGGCACUCGACGAUUACCUGGCGGACCCGUCUCAAGACUGCCUCGCACGUCUUUUUGACGCCGUCAACUCUAUGGAUCUCUCCGGAGCACCCAUCCUAACGCGCAACGAGAAAAUGGUCAUGCGUUACUCGGACCGAAGAGACAUCUUUGCCGAGAAAUUUGCCCAUUUGAGCCCUCAGCACCAACCUUACGGUAAAAGCUCUCAUCAACAUCGUUCAACUCAAUCGGGCGAGUCGUUCUCGAGUUUCGAGGAGGGGAUCUUGAUGAAAAGAGAUCGUGACGAGACCACAAUGGCUGCUGGAGCCGCUGUUUCCCAGUCGUCUCCCUCAGAGGCGUCUUUUUCCCUUGGCGGAAGUUUAGUCUGGGUCGGUGGUGAUGAAGGUGGGCAUGAAACAACAAGCGCAGAGGGUGAGGAGAACGAUAGUGUCCACUCAUUCGUCGGAACAACGGUGGCUGGCUCGAGUUAUCAGCGGCGAAGGUCAACAGAUGCAUCGUCCGGCUCCUCUGCUCAACAUCAUAACGGAACCCUCCGACCUUCCAUGUUGACACCAUCAUUUCAAGACCCUCAUUCCCGACCUGGGCUCGGCAAGGAUACCCAUUUUUAUCAUACCACCGUUGCCUAUAUGGACCACCAAUUACCAAUCAAAAUGCCUCUCUCAACAUUCCCUGAAGAGGUCGGCGAUUACUCCUUAAUAAUGCUCGUCAAGGCUUUCUCGUCAACUGCACAGGUUUCUGGUCCCAUGCAUCCACAUCUCUACACUAAUGGCCCUCAAACGCAUCCCAUAAUCAUACUCUUCAAUGCACUCGUGACUGGCAAGCGCAUUAUCUUCCUCGGCCACAAGAAACCGGCUGGCGAAGUUUCGACUUUCGUUCUUUCUGCUUGUGCGUUGGGCUCAGGGUGUGGUGCUGUUCUGCGGGGCUUUAUUGAACGUGCGUUUCCAUACGCCAACCUAAAUAACAAGGACGAGUGGGAAGCAGUACCCGCAUAUAUUGCUGGAGUGACUAAUCCCAUCUUUAAAACGUCGCCUACUUGGGAUUUACUGCUGGACAUCUCUGUAGGUUCAGUCACCGUAGCAAAGGACAUUUUUACCACUUACCCGGUGACUUCCACCGUGCCUCUGGGCCUCCCGGCGAUCUCUCGUGCCACAACUUUCAAUGCAGAUGCCUCCCUCGGCAGCGAGGAGGAUCUUGCAAAAAAGGACGGCACAAACGUCAAAUCCGCUGACCAUAAUGCAGACAAUAUUUUCCUUGAGGAUAUUAAAGCCGCUAUUGAAUACCAUUAUGGCGAAAAUCAUGUUCGAAUGCGGUUCACUGAAUAUGUACUUCGGUUCGUGCGGCUGGCGUCGCGUUACGAGGAGGACACAAUCGGGUCCACCAAGUUUGGCUACCCCAGUACAGUCUUCGACAAUCGCUUACCGAAUCCGCGAUUGGGGAGCGGCAUGUCGUUUGUUGAUGACACCGCCGGGCGGAGGGAGAUUACCGGUAAUGCACAGCGCAUUGAAGCGUGGAGGAAAACAAACAGCUAUGAAUAUAUUUGUGUGGACUUUCGGAAUGCACAACUCACAGACACGAUUCAAGGGUUCGAUGUCGCUCAUCAAUUGUUCCGGAUACGAAACGCCAAAUACCUCUCCGACGCGGAGAUGAUUGCGAUUAUGCGAGCACUUUCGGACAACGUGAAAAGUUACGAGCAGGUUGUUGAGCUCCUCGCUUACCUUAUGCCGAAUGGCGGAGGUCUGGCCCACCUUGCGUUUGGCUGCUUCCACCAGAGGGACGCGGUACGAGAUGCGACUGUGGACCUGUUCAAUCAGAUCCGCGCUUUCCCGGUUGGCGCAGUGUUUCUGCAGAUGCUGAAUCACUUCCAACGUUAUGCCUACGUGCGACUGGCCCACGCGAAACAGCUUCAGCUCCAACGCCCCAAUGAUCCUGGCUUCCGCGCCGGGAAUGGUGUUUACUAG
This is a messenger RNA of Mycena indigotica, 2373 nucleotides long. Its product is annotated as Protein mesA. Lineage: Eukaryota; Fungi; Basidiomycota; Agaricomycetes; Agaricales; Mycenaceae. Bases 1 to 2373 code for a protein of 790 amino acids. Gene Ontology annotation, biological process: actin cortical patch localization. Gene Ontology annotation, cellular component: plasma membrane. The record is from RefSeq and is a predicted model, not a curated record. The transcript has 10 exons.